CCCGGUCUAGUUGCUAGCAUAAGUAAGGGCUUCACAUAUAAAGAGCUUGGUUUUAUGUGCCAAUGUUUACAUGUUAUAUACUAUUUUUUUUUAAAAAAAAAACCUGGAUUAUAAUAGAAAUUUGCAAAAGCAUUCCCAGUUUGGGGGGAAAAAAACAAAACCCAAAGACCGUAGUUGGGCAACUCUUUUCUUAGAUCAAUUGAACUGUUACUAAAAGGUGUACGAGUUUCUAAAGAUCUCUAGAAAUAGGCUAAAGAUUUGAAAAAAGAAAACGGGAAAUUGCUUUUUAAAACACUUUUCACUUUGGAAGCAUCACCGACUCCUUGAGCUUUUGUGCUAAUCGCCUUCAGCGUUUCUCAAUCUCAGCCUCUUUCAGAUGCGUGGACUUCCCUUCCCAGAAAUCCCCAGGUAGCCUAGACACACAGAGUUGCUGAGACUGACUUAAGACUUCUCUGAAGUUCAUCUACCUGCCUCAGUUUUACCUUAAGGGAGUUUCUGCCCAAACUAAUCUUCCUUCUUGCCUUUCAGCUUCACACAGCCGUGAGGUUUUCUUCCAGAAUUCUUUCUCCUGGUGCAUCAUGAAUCUGUUGAUCUAAGGCUGGUGGCUCUGUUGGAAGGCUUUGGAAAACAAAAAAAGAAAUCUUAAAUUCAAGAAGGGGAAGGCACUUGAAAACUACGAAGCAGGAUGGUAUUGUGUCACCUCUUAGUACUGGAGGCCAUUGCUGAGAAGCGUAUGUGGUGCGUUCAUUUGUGAGCUUCUCAGAAGCAGCUGGUUGGCCACCGAAGAGCAAGAGAGGAACCUGGAUUAAAUUAGGUGUCUUUUCUGAUCCAGCAUGUCUGCUCAAAUGUUUUUCUAAUGGAGGCUUUACGGCCCACUUUUAUUUUCUCUUUAGCUGCCUUUCUUUGAAGUGAAUGGCGGAAGCCCCAGAGCCACGUGAAGGCAAUUGGUGGAGGUGUCAACCACAUCCCUGCCUUUGUCUCCCACAGCUGAAGUGCGUCAGCCCCUGCCUUUCUUCACUCACCUUUUGCUGAUCCGUGAGUGGCCGCUGGCAUAGAGAUUUCGUAACUGGCAUUUCACCUUUCUGCCUGCCCGCCGCAAGGUAAGAUGAUCUUCUAACUGUUGAGGCGGGCAUUUUGAGCAGAACUGCGGGCUUCAAUUCCAAACAGGCAGGUUAAGGCAGGCUUGAGGAGAAAAGAUUUACUUAUCCCUACAAGCCUCAGGGAAGCUAACCCAAAUCUCUUUAGGUAAAAUCCUAUUUCGGGGGAAUGAAUGCUGGACUUAUUGUGGCGUUCUUUGAGUUGGCUUGUUUUCUUGCAGAUGUUUCAUUAUCCAAAGUAGGUAACAUCAGCAGUGCUGAUGACGCUACCUAGUUUGGGCGAUGAAACAUCUGCAAGAAAGCAACCAAGCUCAGAGAGCACCAAGGACCCUGUCAUUUCAGCCUGAGCUACAAAAUAUUCCCCUUUGCUGGAUUUAUUGCCUGCUGCUAAAGCUUUUCGGGGGCCUCGGCUUGUUUGUUGGAAGCGAUCGUGGGGCCUCAAACCACCUUUUUGGGAUGCAGAUAUUCAAAGGCACCUAGAACUUUGCGGUACGUGUGGGAGGAAGGCCAGAAAUGACUGUUGGCACAACGGCAUGGAUGCGUUUGGCGUUUUGCUGAGCCCUGGCUUCUGCAGGCAGGAUGUUUGCCUUCCUUUCAGAGCUGAGCAUCGACUCUGUCCGCCAUUUUGCCUGCUGACAGAGGCACGUGGGCGUGGGUCUCCCUUGCAGCCGGAUCUGCUCUGAGCUACUAAGGCAGCCGUUGAAGAGGAAGAGGCCGUUUGGAAGGGAAAACGUCCUUCUGAAGCACCUUCCCUGGACCCUGAACAUCUUUCAUUUAGAUGUAGCAGAACAUUCCGAGACCAGCCCUCAAAAGAAAAACAGGCUGGAAAGUUGGAUCGGGAGAAGAGGACUUGCUGAUUAACCGGAGUCUCAUGGGAAUGAGCAAUGAUGGAGAUCAUGGUUGACGCCAGCAAAGAGCACAUGGGAGCAGGCUCAGGGUCAGAGAAGACGGUGGGGUUUGGAGAACCCAGCCAUCGCACCCCACUUCUGGAAAGGCUGUCGGCCACGAGGGGCAUUUGGGAGCUUCUGGAUGUCCAGCCAGAGCAAGUCAAGAAGCUGCUCUCGCCGCACCAACGGGGGUCAUUCAUCGUUGCUACCAAUGGGAAUGACGCCGUCAAGACACUUUACCUCCGGUUACCGGAAAGUGACAAUAAGGUUGUUGGCCUUUUCCCUCUUGAAGACACUCCAGCAGCCAUUCACCUCAAAGGUUCUCAGCUGUACUUCAGAAACCUUUUGGAGCUGAUUGGCUUUCAUUUUGUGAGCAGGGAUAUCCUGCCCUGUUUGCUCAGGGUCCCCCAUGUCCUUCAGCUUCCCGGCAGAGCUGAUUUAGAUGCAGUUGCCACCUUGGGCGCAACAUUCUGGGCGAUGCCUCUUCAUCCCGCCAACGGCCUGGCCUCAGACGAAGCAGAAGCCAGCGGCAUGGAACCCAAGGGGGACCUUCUGAAGUCCAAGCAGCCCUCUUGCUCCAUCCGCGUGACGUCCGAGGACGCCGCCCUCUGCAUCGUGAACCCGCUCUUCCUUUCCGUGCACAGCGACAUCGAGUGGCUCGACCUGGCCCCCGGCCUGUACCACUCGAGAGGCAGGGGGGGAUCCCUGCGCCUCGCCAAUGGCUCGGCAAGGCCAGAAGCCCCAGUUGGUCUGGAGCAUCUCAAGUCUCAGGAAGAGGAAGAGAAGGUGGGGAAAG
Crotalus tigris (Tiger rattlesnake) is the source of this 2780-nucleotide messenger RNA. Its product is annotated as ras and Rab interactor 2-like. Lineage: Eukaryota; Metazoa; Chordata; Lepidosauria; Squamata; Viperidae. The record is from RefSeq and is a predicted model, not a curated record. The annotation marks the transcript as partial. The transcript is spliced from 7 exons.